AUGCCCGUCAUCCCGUUUUUUCUAGCCAACACCACGACCCUCGACUCGGUCCGCCCCCUGUUGAUUUUGACCGAGGAACAAACCGAUCUUUUGGUGACAAUCGAGCGGGCGCUGGGGUCUGUCUCUCUGGCUGCCGUCACGCUAGUUUUCGUGGCCUUUGCUUUGUUCCGUUCUCUUCGGACGGUUCCCAAUUGCUUUUUGGUGUGCUCGUCAGUCGCGAAUGUAUUCUCAUCGGUGGCUACCCUUAUGACUCAGGAUGGCCUAAGAACGGCUAUUCAGGAUGGGGACAAGGGGUUGUGCAACGCACAGGGAUUUCUAUUUCAGAUGUUCUUGCAGUCCAAUCCAUGGUGGUCGUUUGCUAUGGCUAUCAAUGUGCUGAUUGUAUUUCGAUAUGGUGCCGACCCGGGACACUUUAGGAGGUGGUGGUGGGUAUACUGCUCGAUCUGUUAUGGUGGACCAGGAAUUUCUGCCGGUAUUUUGCUCGCCCUGGGCUACUAUGGCAAUGCUAGGAUAUGGUGUUGGAUUGAUUCCUCACAUCAAAUGCUACGGAUCUACACCCAGUACCUCCCAGUCUGGAUCUGCAUCUUGGGCACUCUCCUGAUCUACCUAGGUCUUGGGAUCCAUAUAUUUCGAUCCCGAAACGAUGUUGACACGAAGUUUCCUCUGAGAGCAAGCCCCGAACACCCACCCAUCCUCCAACCCAUACCGCGCGACAGGAAGUCCUUUUUGUCAUUGAGCGACUGGCCUCUGUCCCCAUUUACUAGUAGCGCCCUGUUUCCAGAAUCGCCCGACGGUACACACCCCCUCGCGCCGAUGCCUAUGACUGUUACUCGUGCGCAGUCUAACCACACCCGAAAGAGCCGGUCUAUACACACCCGCCCAAGCCGAUCGAUCCGAACCCAACAAAGCCGGUCUACAAGAGCUGCCCUACCAACCAGGGUAGCCAGUGCACCGUCGAAACGAAGCUCAGUUUACAUGCGUGCCUUUGGGCUCAACCCCCGCCGAGCUCCCUCCCCUCCUCCAACUCUUAGUGAACAAGACGGAACCUUGGAACCUCGAAGGGCGGAACCUCAAAGUGUGAAUGGCUUAAGGGAGAUAAUAAGCGCAUUUACCAUCGACGACCCAGUCAAGCGGUCAUAUCUACUGACUGCGGGCCUCUCCGCCUUUGCAAUUCUGGCCACAUGGAUACCAAGCAGCAUCUUUCGCGUCAACCAGAUUCUCCAUGGACACACAAACUUCCCAGCAUACGUAGCCUCUACCGCUGCGUUAUCAAUCCAAGGGGUCUGCAACUUUCUAAUCUUCUUCUUGAUCAACAGACGGACCUGCGUAUCUUGCGUCAGGGACAGACUUUCCACACCCCAGCAGUCCCGAAUGUCGGCCUCGCUCGAUCAUGGACAGAGAUCAAGGCCACUGACGACGGUCCAUGUCGGAAUACAAACCGAGCUCCACCGCGACAUCAUUGGGCUGGCCGAGAGCGCGGAUAUUGCCAUCGAGACCAAGAGCAUCAAAACCCUUCCUGAGGUCACCGAGAUAUACCAGAACAAUGACAUCCUUACCCACCCACUGCCGUCGCGAGAAAAGGACGCCCAGGGUCCAGCAAGCACAACAAACCUCGCGGCGACGAUGACCACCCCACCCACAGCGCACCUGAAACCGCAACCAUCUAAGCGCUCCCUUCGUCCAAUCGGCCCAGUGCUCAAAGAGAAGCUCUCAUCCAGCAACAUGAGAAGAGACCUCACGGUUCGAAUCCCCUGGCGCAGCCCAAGUAGAACAAGCAACUGGAGCCUCUCAACAACGGGAAGGAACAAGAAGGACGAGGAAGGCUCAAGGGAAGGGGAGUCCUCCCAGCGAAGCUACAGCUGGGACUUCUUGGACAUUGGUCUAGAAAACAGAGGCAACAUUUUGGCUGCUAUCAGCAGCAGGGGAACACCGACCGGGAGUGGUGGAAGUCCGAUAACGCUCCACAGCAGAGGAGUUUCGUCGCCUUGCUGA
This is a messenger RNA of Podospora bellae-mahoneyi, 1992 nucleotides long. RefSeq lists its product as uncharacterized. Gene Ontology annotation, biological process: cell surface receptor signaling pathway; adenylate cyclase-activating G protein-coupled receptor signaling pathway. Gene Ontology annotation, cellular component: plasma membrane. The record is from RefSeq and is a predicted model, not a curated record. Gene Ontology annotation, molecular function: G protein-coupled receptor activity. The transcript has 3 exons. Lineage: Eukaryota; Fungi; Ascomycota; Sordariomycetes; Sordariales; Podosporaceae. The coding region runs from base 1 to 1992 and encodes 663 amino acids.